Molecule: messenger RNA, 1368 nt
Organism: Fusarium odoratissimum NRRL 54006
Lineage: Eukaryota; Fungi; Ascomycota; Sordariomycetes; Hypocreales; Nectriaceae
Exons: 3
Coding region: 1-1368 (455 amino acids)
Biological process (GO): proteolysis
Molecular function (GO): aspartic-type endopeptidase activity
Source: RefSeq, a predicted model, not a curated record
AUGGAAGCUAUCUAUCAAGUUCAACGCCAAUUCAGACUCGACCGUGGCCUGACUAGGAUCAGCGUCAAGCGAAACCCGCACUACCAGCCACAUGGCACCAAAUCCUAUGUUCACCUUCUCAACCGCUUUGGAUUUAAACCUACUAAACCCGGACCGUACUUCCAAGAUCGUCAAAUCCAACAACGUGGACUCGCUCACCCUAGAUUUCAUGCUGCCGUGGGCGGACGUGUCUAUCAGACCAAGAUUCUUCGAAAGAAGCUAGGUACCGAUGGAACUCUAGAUGCCGACGGAACUCGAAUUGGAGAGGUUACGGCUGAAGACGUGCCGUUUGAUUCCAUGUACUUAUGCGAGGUGUCAAUUGGCACACCCCCUCAGAAGUUCAAUUUGGACUUUGACACUGGAUCCGCAGACCUUUGGGUCUUCUCAACAGAAUUGAGUAAGAGAAUUCAGGAAGGUCACAAUGUCUUUAAUCCUUUAACUUCCUCAUCGUUUAAUGAGCUCACCGAUAAGACGUGGAAAAUCUCCUAUGGAGAUGGGAGCUCAGCAUCUGGAGAUUGCGGCUCAGAUGAUGUUACUAUCGGUGGUUUGACUAUCAAGAAUCAAACUGUUGAACUUGCAUCGCAACUCGACCAGCAAUUUGCGCGGGGCAAGGGCGAUGGUCUUCUUGGCCUUGCUUUCCCACAGAUCAACACAGUCAAUACCAAUGGGGAUUCAGACCCUGCAGACACUCCUGUUGUUAACAUGAUCAAUCAACAUGACAUUCCCAAGGAGGCUGAGCUCUUUACCUCGGCGUUUUACAGCCAGCGGGACGCUAAUUCGCCUGAGUCAUUCUAUACUUUUGGCUUCAUUGAUACUGACCUUGUCGCGAGAUCCGGAGAGGAAAUUUCGUGGGCCCACGUUGACUCGUCUGAUGGUUUCUGGAAGUUCCCAUCUGCCAGUGUCUUUGUGAAGGGCAAAACCAUCGAUCUUUCCGGUAACAAGGCCAUUGCAGACACUGGUACAACUCUAGUCUUGGUUUCUGACAAGGUUUGCGAGGCGCUGUAUGAUGCAAUCCCUGGGGCGCGUUAUAGCCCGACACAACAGGGCUAUGUCUUCCCAAGAAGCACAAAUGUACAAGACCUUCCAGAAUUCAAGGUGGCGAUUGGGGAUAAGCAGUUUGUUAUCCAGCCCCAGGAUUUGGUGUUUGCACCUGCAGACAAAGACAACUGGUACGGUGGAAUUCAGUCGAGGGGCAACUUGCCCUUUGAUAUUUUUGGCGACGCUUUUCUGAAGUCGGUUUACGCGAUUUGGGACCAAGGCAACAAACGAUUUGGAGUCGUUCCAAAAAUUGAAGAAACUCAGAAUUUGGACCCUACGCCUAUCGCAUAG